AUGGUUGUUGCAGGGUGCUGGUGUCCAACACAGGAUGUUGUAGGGUGCUGGUGGCCAACACAGGAUGUUGCAGGGUGCUGGUGGCCAACACAGGAUGUUGCAGGGUGCUGGUGGCCAACACAGGAUGUUGCAGGGUGCUGGGUGGCAACAGGAUGUUGCAUGGUGAUGGGGUCCAACACAGGAUGUUGCAGGGUGCUGGGGGGCAUCACAGGAUGUUACAGGGUGCUGGGAACCAAUACAGGAUGUUACAGGGUGCUGGGGUCCAACACAGGAUGUUGCAGGGUGCUGGGAACCAACACAGGAUGUUGCAGGGUGCUGGGUGGCAACACAGGAUGUUGCAUGGUGAUGGGGUCCAACACAGGAUGUUGCAGGGUGCUGAGGACUAACACAGGAUGUUGCAGUGUGCUGAGUGGCAAAACAGGAUGUUGCGGGGUGCUGGGAACCAACAUGGGAUUUUAA
Messenger RNA from Haliotis rufescens (red abalone), 459 nucleotides. Its product is annotated as keratin-associated protein 5-4-like. The transcript has a single exon. The coding region runs from base 1 to 459 and encodes 152 amino acids. The record is from RefSeq and is a predicted model, not a curated record. NCBI's taxonomy places the organism in Eukaryota, Metazoa, Mollusca, Gastropoda, Lepetellida, Haliotidae.